AUGGCAGCACCACCUCCUUCAACAGACGCUACUUCCUCCUCUCCCAAGCCCUGCGCAAAGUGCAAAUCCAGCCCAUCCACCCUUGAAUCCCGUUCCAAACCAGUUUGCCAGGACUGCUUCCAAAAAUUCAUAUCUAAUAAACUCAUCCGCCAUAUCACUCUCCUUGGCAAGCAGAUCCCUCCCUACCCAACGCGGCGCUAUGCCCUGGGGCUCUCAUUUGGGGUGUCUUCGUCGGUAUUAUUGAGCUUGCUGGCAGAGAAUGUGGAGCAUAACAUAAGGCAGGGGAGGAAACUGCCAUUUGAGCUAGUUGUGGUGCAUGUUGCUCAAUCGCUGCCCGGAGAGAAGGCGGAGGAAACUGAGAAGGCUGUUGAAGAGAUUCUACAGUCUUAUAGGGAGAAGUAUCCCAGGUUUGAGUUUAUCAUAUCUCAUAUCACGCUUCCAUCUCCCAACGGCGAGGAGACGAGUAGCAUAAACUUCGCGACCCUCUCCCCCGCGUCGAGAGAGGAUCUACUCAGGAUCCUUACCCGCCAGGCACUGAUUCGUGCUGCGAAGGAAAAGGAGUGCAGGGUGCUCCUCGUUGGACAUAGCACGACCGCGAUUGCGGAGAUGACACUCGCCGAGGCGGCGAAGGGACGGGGGAGGGGAGUGAGUUGGUUGGUACGGGAUGGGGAGGCUUAUGAGGAGGGGGAUGAAGAGGAGGAAGGGGAGAGUCAACCCGACGGUGACGGCACGAAGAGGACAGUGACGAAGAAGAAACUCCUAAUCCACCACCCUCUCCGCGAAACCCUCCGCCACGAGCUUUCAACCUACGCACGACUCUUUUCUGUCCAUGUUGGGGACCGGUCCUUCAUACCAAUUGACCCUUCAAAGUCACAAACCAAACAGCCAGCCGUCGUCUCACACCGCUCUCUUUCAAUCGAAGACGUCAUGACGCGGUACUUUGCAGAUGUUGAGUUACAGUACCCGAGUAUCGUAGCCAAUGUUGCGAGGACAACAGGGAAGUUGCUUCGUGCGGGAGAAGAGUCGUUCACACCUGCAGCUACAACACAGUCACAAAGUGAUGGGAAGGGUAAGAGUCUAGAGAAGUGCAGGAUAUGCAGGAUGGUGUUGGAUGAGGAGGGAGAUGAGAGGUGGAAUGGGGAGGUAGGAAGUAUAGAGGGGGAGGAUGGGGUAGGGAGGAAGGGGUUGUGUUAUGGCUGUAGGAGUGCCCUGUUGGGAUAG
Molecule: messenger RNA, 1221 nt
Organism: Thermochaetoides thermophila DSM 1495
Lineage: Eukaryota; Fungi; Ascomycota; Sordariomycetes; Sordariales; Chaetomiaceae
Exons: 2
Coding region: 1-1221 (406 amino acids)
Biological process (GO): tRNA wobble position uridine thiolation
Cellular component (GO): cytosol
Molecular function (GO): tRNA binding; sulfurtransferase activity
Source: RefSeq, a predicted model, not a curated record